AUGUCCCUCGUCCUUGUCGCGCUCGGCAUGGGCACACAAAACUACACAUGCAGCAACGCGACAGCCACACCAGCCGCAAUCGGCGCUCUAGCCCAACUCUUCAACGCCUCCUGCGAGAUCUCAUCCAACCCUACCGCUGGCACUGCAUCUCUAGGCCGCGUCCAAGAAUCCGCAUCUAUCGGCACGCACUUCUUCCUCGACACCACUACUCCCGACUUUGACAUCCUGGGUCUUGGCAACACGGUGGCUAAGAAAGUCGACGAUACGCCUGCGCCCGAUGCGACUAAGGAUGUAAAGUGGCUCAGGCUUGAAGCGCAAACGGCCUCGACUAGUGGUGUCAAGAUGGUGUACCGGCUCAACACUGUGGGUGGAAUGGCACCGGCGACUUGCGAUGGUAUGACACCUGGUCAGGUGGUUACUGUGGAUUAUGAGGCGCAGUACUGGAGACGGACGUCUUUGUCAUGGUGCAAUCUCAGAGCUGGUCUCGUCUGA
Molecule: messenger RNA, 492 nt
Organism: Alternaria hordeiaustralica
Lineage: Eukaryota; Fungi; Ascomycota; Dothideomycetes; Pleosporales; Pleosporaceae
Exons: 2
Coding region: 1-492 (163 amino acids)
Source: RefSeq, a predicted model, not a curated record